UUUUAGAAUGCAAAAUACAAAUUUUACGUUUCAUGAGGCGAUGAAGGAUUCGCCAAACUUUAGAUACGAACUUGGACAAAGUGAACGUUAUUUUGACCGUCUUCACAAAAGAAUGGAAGAUAUGGUCAAUAUUGUCGACAUUGUAAUUGGAAAUGGUCAACGUUUUGUAGCUUCGUUGUAUGAUUUAACCGUGGCUUUAAACCGUCUUUGGUUGGAUAUGCAAAUUGAUGAAAAUAAAAACAAAAUGGCUUUGGAUACCUACAAACAAAUGUCAGAUUCUCUUUCACAAAUUGUCUAUUUAAAUAAAUCGCUUGUUGACUUGGCUUAUCCUUCUUUAAAGACGGGAUUUGAAUCUUUUAUGAGACGUGAAUUGGGAAAAUUGAAUGAAGUCAAAAGCCAUUUUAAUAAUUUGUCGUCUUCGCUGUCUGAAGCGUUAUUGAAGAAAGCUGCUAUAAAUAAAAAUAAAUUUCAGGAAAUGCACGAUGCAGAAAAUUCUUUAACGGCAAUUGGAACAUGUUUCUCUCAUACUGGACUUGAUUAUGUUGCCCAAAUCAACAUUGUUAAUGCUCUCAAAUGCCCAAUAAUUUUGGAAACUCUUUGGGCGUUUAUUAAAGAACAUGGAAAUUUUUUUACUAAAGGAGCUCACUUUUUUGCAGAACAACAAGAAUUUACUGUUAGAGAUGAAUUGGCAGCGCUUAGAACUUCUUACAAACAAAUUGAAAGGCGAAUGCAGGAUAGACACACUUUUGUUCCUAAAGUAGGUGUUUUUAUGAGUAAUUUUAGGGUUUUUUAA
Meloidogyne enterolobii is the source of this 793-nucleotide messenger RNA. The record is from the annotation of a GenBank genome assembly. Lineage: Eukaryota; Metazoa; Nematoda; Chromadorea; Rhabditida; Meloidogynidae.